Messenger RNA from Grammomys surdaster, 2275 nucleotides. RefSeq names its product BRMS1 like transcriptional repressor (gene Brms1l). Gene Ontology annotation, cellular component: Sin3-type complex. Gene Ontology annotation, biological process: negative regulation of transcription by RNA polymerase II. Gene Ontology annotation, molecular function: histone deacetylase binding. The transcript has 7 exons. The record is from RefSeq and is a predicted model, not a curated record. Bases 102 to 812 code for a protein of 236 amino acids. Lineage: Eukaryota; Metazoa; Chordata; Mammalia; Rodentia; Muridae.
GCUCCGCGGCCGGGUGGGUCGGGGCGUUCGGCGCGCCCUUCACUGAAGCGGCAGUGGCCGGGCUGGGAGAAGGGAGUGGGAAGCGACGGCGUGGCUGGAAAAUGCCGGUCCAUUCCCGAGGGGAUAAGAAGGAGACGAAUCAUCACGAUGAGAUGGAGGUGGACUACGCGGAGAACGAGGGGAGCAGUUCCGAAGACGAGGACACCGAGAGCUCGUCGGUCUCGGAGGAUGGGGACAGCUCAGAGAUGGAUGAUGAAGACUGUGAGAGGAGACGGAUGGAGUGUCUCGAUGAGAUGUCCAACCUCGAGAAGCAGUUUACAGACCUCAAAGAUCAACUUUAUAAAGAGCGGUUGAGUCAGGUGGAUGCAAAACUCCAAGAAGUCAUAGCUGGAAAAGCACCAGAGUAUCUGGAACCACUGGCAACCUUACAAGAAAACAUGCAGAUUCGUACAAAGGUAGCAGGAAUCUAUAGAGAACUCUGCUUAGAGUCCGUGAAGAACAAGUAUGAAUGUGAAAUCCAGGCUUCUCGCCAGCAUUGUGAGGUACGUCAUUCUAGUGUUGAUUCUGCGCCUGUGAAACUGGAAAAACAUCUGCACAGUGCUAGGUCUGAAGAGGGAAGGCUGUAUUACGAUGGUGAAUGGUACAUACGUGGACAAACGAUAUGUAUUGAUAAGAAAGACGAGUGUCCCACAAGUGCUGUAAUUACAACAAUUAACCAUGAUGAAGUUUGGUUUAAGAGGCCUGAUGGAAGCAAAUCUAAGCUUUACAUUUCACAGCUACAGAAAGGAAAAUAUUCAAUUAAACAUUCGUAAUCAUGGUUUAAGUGUUACCCACAUCUACCUUAUUAGUGUUACCAAGUGUAAUGUGCCAUGGCAGCCAAGGAGUGUACUCAGCAGCCUAAUAUUUUCACCCAGUCGUGAGAGACUGUGUCUUCUAGGUAGCACUCUAAGUAGACCCCGUAUUAGUAAGUGAUUAAGAGAAAUAGUGAUACAAUGUAAUCAUGACCGUCACCUUUAUUUGCCUCGUAGGCCCGGUGCCAGCAGGUCUGUUUGGUAUGUAUUUCCUUCUGUUGUUUCAGUUUGUGUCUUACUCAUGUGAGUGUGUCUCACCUUGAAUGAACUACAGUGCAGUCGUCUGCAGUUUUAACUCCCCACCAUUGCCACUCGUGUCUGUACAUAAGACUGAUGAGAUGUUUCCUAUAAAUGAUUUGUGUUAGUGCAUUACUUUCAAUCAGAACUGAAGUUUAUGCAUAAGUGUGUGAGUGUGUAUAUACAGCGUCCCCAGCAUACUUAGAACGGGUGGCCUGCCUGUACAAUCUCGUUUUACCCCAAAUUAAACUGUUGGGUCUGAGAAGAAAAGGAAGCACUUUUGUAGACUGGUUUUCCUUCUCUUCUUCCUUGAUGGUGGUGACCUCUUUUGCAGAUUGUAUUUGGUGUUUAUUAGCAGCAUUAUGUCAAGUGUGAACAUGUUGCUGCCUGUGUUUACUGUGAGCUGUUAGAGGGCAGGUAUGCUGCCUGGUGUUUCUGAUGCACAGUGUCAGAGCGACAAGUGGCUGGCAGUAUUGUCGUGCUUUCUGCACAUCCGAACUUUUGAAGAUUUUAGUAAGCAUUUUCCAGAGGCAAAACUAGAUCCUUAUUCUAAUUUUAUUGCUAGAGUGAAAUACAUGUAGACACUUCCCUUACCUCUACCAUCCCCCAAAUUAGCUUUUGUUAAAAAAAAAAAAGAUUCCAAUGUUUUUAACACUAUAAGGCCAUUUGGUGCAAUUUAGAAAAUGUUGGCCUCCCUUCCAUUAGCCACAUUCAAAAUUAACUUGGAAAGCCUCUGGAAGUGUGCAGAAAACUGGAGCCCUCAGCCGGGCAGCGCAGUUGGCUACAGUGUGUACCUAGGGUACAACCCAGUGAAGUACUCUGCUGGCUCAUGCACUUUAAUUUCUGUUACAAUGUAUUGAAGGGGAUGAGGAAGACUCACUUAACACUCCUCAAAGGAGUCUCUGCAAGAUUCCGUUAGUUCCUUACGAUUUGACUCUGCAGAUACCCCAUGCAGGUCACUACUCCACAGUUGCCAGAUUGCAACCGUUUUGACUUUUGAAAUUCAGUAUCAGCAAUGUUGAGCUGCUCUGUUGUUUCUGAUCACCCUUAGUGGCUGUGCGGACUGUCCCAAUCCAGUAGCAUUUGGCAGUGCUUAUGUAUAUGUAUAUAUGAUGUUUGAUAAGCAUUUUUAAUGAGAUUUGUAUUUUUAAAUUUAGUAUGUAAUAAAAAGAAGUGUUUGAACGUCC